This is a messenger RNA of Haemonchus placei, 585 nucleotides long. Lineage: Eukaryota; Metazoa; Nematoda; Chromadorea; Rhabditida; Trichostrongylidae. The record is from the annotation of a GenBank genome assembly.
AUGUCGUGGUGGCCUCACUACGCACUUCCUGCCGCAAGCCCAUUUACCUUGAGGGAGUGCGGUAUUCUGUCCCAGAACGGCUACUUGACUUGUCGCAGUCAUUUGACCGCUUCUUCAUCCCCCUUCCGCCGUAUUGGAGAUGGAAGCGAAAAUGCAAACCUACCAAAGGGAUUACUACUUAAACUGAAUGUUUUUGGAAGGGGAUCAAAGAGUGCUACCAGUGUUAAGAAACGUGAACGUAACGAGGAUUUGUGUGCAAUGGAACGAAGGACCAUCGAUUUGAAUACGAUGGGCGAUGAAUUCGAUCCACCAUUUUUGGUCGAAGUUCGAUGCCAGAAUACGGCCAACUAUGAACGAGGGACUACCGACACUCUCGUCGAACAGAAGACCAGUACAUCCCCUCUAGACUCCACUACCAAUUGUGAAAUAGUUCCUCGUCUUCCCCGAAUCACACUGUCUUGGGAUCAAGAAGAGGCAAGGUUGAGGAAUGUACAUGUCACGAACCGAGUCCGUAGAACUCAAUUCAUCAUUAUUCGGUCAGGCCCUUUCUUUUGGGAGAUCACUCGAGGAGCUCAGUCUGGUUAG